AUGGCUCCGCGCAAGCCCAAGACCUCGCGUCCAUCGCAGCUCUCCAAGACCCUCGUUCUCGACAAUGGUGCCUACACGAUCAAGGCAGGAUACGUGACCGAGGAGGCGAUCGACAAACCCAGGGUGAUACCAAAUUGCAUCGCCCGCGAUGCCGAUCGCAAAGUUUACGUCGGUUCCGAGCUCGAAAAGUGCAAAGAUUUUGGAGAGAUUGCCUUUCGCAGGCCAGUUGAGAAAGGUUUUGUGGUAAACUGGGAAGCGCAAAGUACCAUUUGGGCGAACGAGUUCAUGGAGGAUGAUGCCCCCCAGCGCUGCGACCCCUCCGAGACCCGGCUACUUCUCGCUGAGCCGUCCAGCUCUCUGCCCGUCCUCCAGACACAUACAGAUCAAAUGGUCUUUGAAGAGUUCGGAUUUGCGAGCUACUAUCGUGGAAACGGGCCAUCCUUCAAUGCAUACCAUGAUAUACAGGCUAUAUUACGGACCCCCCGCCCCUCCGACACGGUUGUUCAGCUGCCCGUGGAGAUCAUGAUGCUGAUCGAUUCGGGCCAUUCACAUACGACAGUGACGCCUCUGAUUCGUGGUCGCCCUGUUCACCCAGCGAUAAGGCGCCUGGAUGUUGGCGGGAAACUCAUGACGAACUACCUGGCUCGACUUUUGUCCCUCAGGCAUUACGACAUGCGCAACGAUACGUACAUUGUAAACGAGAUGAAGGAGCAGGCUUGUUAUGUGUCUUUGGAUUUCAAUCGAGAUCUCGAGAAGACAUGGAAAGGCACCAGAGGGGAGAAGAGGCAAGAUUACAUAGACGGUGGUGGCAUAGCAAAGGACUAUGUAUUGCCGGAUUUCCAUACCAGAUCAAAAGGCAUCGUCCGCGAGUACGAUGUGUCGCAAGCCUCCCGAGCAAGAAAGCUGGCAGCUGCGCGCGCAGGAGAGAUUAGUGAAGAUGUCUUGACACUGCGGAACGAGCGAUUCACGGUCCCAGAACUGCUUUUCCAUCCCUCGGAUAUUGGCUUGCGCCAGUCUGGCAUCGCCAACUUGGUUGUGGAGUCACUGCAGGUUCUUCCAGUGGGUCUUUGGCCUGGACUGCUUGCCAACAUCAUCGUGGUUGGAGGCAAUGCUCUUUUUGAAGGCUUCAUACGGCGCUUGCAACAGGAAAUUGAUCAGCUUGUGCCUGACGAGUGCGUUGUCAGGGUGGCCCGCCCUGCAGACCCGAUUACGAGUACUUGGCAAGGAGCCGCCAAUUUUGCGAGGUCCGAUUCUUUCAACUCGCUGUGCGUGACCAAAGAGGAAUAUGAAGAGUACGGUUCUGCCUGGAUGGCCCGCAAAUUUCUGAUAGGAACUGAAUGA
Pestalotiopsis fici W106-1 is the source of this 1341-nucleotide messenger RNA. Its product is annotated as Actin-like protein arp-6. NCBI's taxonomy places the organism in Eukaryota, Fungi, Ascomycota, Sordariomycetes, Amphisphaeriales, Sporocadaceae. Gene Ontology annotation, cellular component: Swr1 complex. The coding region runs from base 1 to 1341 and encodes 446 amino acids. The transcript has a single exon. The record is from RefSeq and is a predicted model, not a curated record. Gene Ontology annotation, molecular function: nucleosome binding.